Amphimedon queenslandica is the source of this 2824-nucleotide messenger RNA. Its product is annotated as canalicular multispecific organic anion transporter 2-like. NCBI's taxonomy places the organism in Eukaryota, Metazoa, Porifera, Demospongiae, Haplosclerida, Niphatidae. The annotation marks the transcript as partial. Gene Ontology annotation, molecular function: ATP hydrolysis activity; ABC-type transporter activity; ATP binding. The transcript is spliced from 20 exons. Gene Ontology annotation, biological process: transmembrane transport. Gene Ontology annotation, cellular component: membrane. The record is from RefSeq and is a predicted model, not a curated record.
UUUGAAUCUCAGUCCCUAGUUUUGACAAGGAAGUCCUACCAGACCAGAACAAUAGGAGAGAUGGUUAAUCUCAUGUCUAUUGAUGCCCACAGAUUUAUAGAGACAUUGAGUUACUUUCACAUGGUUUGGUCUGGUCCUUUACAGAUUGUUGUUGCUCUAGUGGUCUUAUAUUGGACAAUGGGUCUUGCUAUUCUUGCUGGCCUGGCAGUAUUGUUAUUAUUGCUACCCUUUACUUUGCUGGUGUUCCUUCUUGGGCAGCGAUUCCAAACUAAACUAAUGAAAGCUAAAGACAAGAGAUUGAGAUCAAUCUAUGGAAUUCUUAGUGGGAUUAAAGUAAUUAAACUUUACGCUUGGGAAUUUCCAUUCAAAGAAAAAAUAAAAGAGCUCAGAAACAUUGAGUUAAAGUGUCUAAGGAAAAUAGCUAUUAUUCAAUCCUUUGCUACUCUAACUUGGUUUAGCACUAGCACUGUUGUCACACUUGCAACAUUUUCUACAUUCAUGUGGAUUCACAGCACGAUUGCUAACCCAAACUACAUCAUGACGGCAGGGAAGGUUUUUGUAACCAUAUCACUAUUUGAUAUCCUUAGAUACCCACUCACUAGACUACCAAUGACAGUUGCAUAUAUCAUUCAAGCUAAUGUAUCACUGAAGCGCAUUAGAUCUUUCUUAUUAGAAGAAGAAUUGGACCUUACAGGUACUGAUGAUAGUGAUACUACUACUGAUGGAAAGGAAGUUGUGUUAAUAAGAGAAGGAUCAUUUUCAUGGGACAAAGAAGAGGAGAAAUUUAUGCUGUCAGAUAUUGAAUUAUCUGCAAGACCUGGUGAACUAGUGGCUGUAGUGGGACCUGUUGGUGCUGGUAAAUCAGCAUUGAUAUCAGCCAUCUUAGGAGAAAUGAAUAAAAUAAAUGGACAUGUAGUUCUUAGGGGUAGAGUAGCUUAUGUACCUCAGAUUGCUUGGAUAUUGAAUGCUACAGUCAAAGAUAACAUUACUUUUGGUAAAGGGUUCAAUAACGUUCUCUACAAUGAGGUCAUUAGUACUUGUGCUUUGGAAGCAGAUAUGGAAAUAUUACCAGGAGGAGACAUGACUGAAAUAGGAGAGAAAGGUAUUAAUCUUAGUGGUGGUCAGAAACAACGUGUUAGUCUAGCUAGAGCAGUCUACCAGGAGUCUGAUGUGUAUUUACUUGAUGAUCCUUUAUCUGCUGUUGAUUCACACGUUGGUAAACACAUAUUUGAUAAUGUGAUAGGACCAGAAGGAGUAUUGAAAAACAAAGUACGUAUAUUAGUGACUCAUAGUGUGAGGUUCCUAUCUCAAUGUGAUAAGAUAAUUGUCAUGAAUGAAGGCAGGAUUAGUGAGGCUGGAACUUAUUCAGAACUACUUGGACACAAUGGAGAGUUCUCUGUGUUUUUACAAAACUAUGGCUCAACAGAUGAGAGUGAUGAAAAGAAACAAAGUGAAAUCUCUGUUCCUGAAGAGAAAGGCUGUUUCUCUGACAAGAUUAAAAAAGAACAAGAAAAUUCUUUGAUAGUUAAUGAGAAAGUUCAUCUUGGAAUCGUUAAGAUUUCUGUCAUUGCAGCUUACAUCAAAUCCUUUUCCUACAUUUCAUUGUGUCUUGUAUUACUCCUGUAUUGCUUAACUGCUGGUGGAUAUCUUGGUCAGUUGCUCUGGUUAGCUCAUUGGAGUAAUGCUGGAGGAAAUGAUAACUUGACACUUUCUGCUAAUCUUGGCAUUUAUGCUUCACUUGGAAUGGCUCAAUCUUUCUCAUUUUUAUUUGCUUCACUCACACUAGCUUUUGGAACUGUUAAAGCUUCAAGGAGACUCCACGCUAAAAUGCUAUCAAAUAUACUUCGAUCACCAAUGUCAUUCUUUGAUACUACACCUCUAGGAAGACUCCUGAAUAGAUUCUCAAAAGACACUAGCGUUAUUGAUGAGAAGAUUUCUACAUUCCUCAGUGCUUUCUUAACAACAGUUUUCUCUACAGUUGGUGUAGUAAUAGUCAUUUCAAUUGCUUCACCUUGGUUCCUGUUUGCUACAGUUCCAAUAUCCAUAUUCUACCUAUUUGUCCAGCGUUUUUAUGUUGCUACUUCAAGACAGUUGAAGCGUCUCGAGGCAAACUCAAGCUCUCCCAUUUACUCUCAUUUCCAGGAGAGCAUUAAUGGAGUGACUAGCAUUAGAGCUUACAAUGUACAGGAAAGGUUUCAACUGCUGUCCCAAGCUCAUGUAGACUACAAUCAAGUGGCCCUGUAUUACAGUUACAAUGCUGUAGUCAGGUGGCUAUCAGUUCAGCUUGAUUUUGUUGGUGCUUUGGUCAUAUUCCUGGCUGCAGUGCUUGCUGCACUUCAACGAAAUUACCCUCAAGUUUUUGGUUUCAUUGACCCUGGAUUAGCUGGAAUGUCAAUAAGCCAAGCAUUCAUGAUGACAUUGCUAUUGUCUAUGGUUGUCAGAAUGACCAGUGACUUGGAAAGCAGUUUGAUAUCAGUUGAAAGAAUUAAAGAAUACACAGAGUCACCAAAUGAGGCUCCUGAAAUUAUUCCUGAUAAUAGGCCUGAUCCUAAUUGGCCAGUAGAUGGUAGCAUUCAAUUUGAUGAAUAUGCUACACGCUAUCGUCCUGGACUUGAUCUUGUACUAAAGAACGUGUCUUGUUACAUACCUGGUGGUCAAAAAGUUGGUGUUGUAGGACGGACUGGAGCAGGGAAGUCAUCAUUAACUAUGUCAUUGUUUCGUAUCAUUGAAGCUAAUAAAGGAUCCAUUUUAAUUGAUGGCAUGGACAUCAGUGAAUAUGGACUACGUGACCUUAGAUCACGACUAACAAUCAUUCCACAAGUUA